This is a messenger RNA of Amphimedon queenslandica, 1747 nucleotides long. RefSeq names its product sushi, von Willebrand factor type A, EGF and pentraxin domain-containing protein 1-like. The record is from RefSeq and is a predicted model, not a curated record. NCBI's taxonomy places the organism in Eukaryota, Metazoa, Porifera, Demospongiae, Haplosclerida, Niphatidae. The coding region runs from base 39 to 1634 and encodes 531 amino acids. The transcript is spliced from 8 exons.
UGCUUUGUCACCUUCACUUGAACGAUAAAGAAGCAAUCAUGAGAGCCUUAUCUGUUCUACUCAUUAUAGCAACUGUCAUCUUGGUAGCUGCAGCCACUCGUUCAGGUAGUGGAUACAGGUCAGAUGGAUACAAGUCAGGCGAAUACAGGUCAGGUGGGUACAGGUCAGACGGAUACAGGUCAGGCGGAUACAGGUCAGGCGGAUACAGGUCAGGCGGAUACAGGUCAGGGGGAUACAGGUCAGGUGGAUACAGGUCAGGUGGACACAGGUCAGGUGGAUACCGUACUGGAGGAUAUAGGACAGGUGGAUAUGGCUACGGAUAUGGUGGAUACAAGAAAGUUUCUUGUGUUAAACUCAGUAAUCCUGCGAAUGGUAAUGUACAGCAAACAGGAACUGUACUUGGAUCAAGAGCAACAUACAGCUGCAAUAAAGGUUUCGUACUUGUCGGAAUUGAAAAAAGGGUUUGCUCCCGUAAUGGAAAAUGGUCUGGAGAAGCUCCAAUCUGCAAACGUAUCAACUGUGGACCUCUUCCAAAUAUUGCUAAUGGACAAGUUCGUAUUCAUCCAGACACAAGACUGGGUAGCACUGCUACAUAUUCUUGUAAUAAAGGAUUUAAUCUCAAUGGACACAGAGUAAGAAGAUGUCUUGCUAGCGGAAAAUGGUCUGGAUCAGAGCCAUCUUGCUCACCUGUAAGUUGUGGAAGUCUCCCUCAUCCUGAGAAUGGAUGGGUACACAUUUCUCCAAACACUCUUUUCGGAGCUGUCGCUAUAUACAGGUGUAAACUAGGCUUCGAACUAAGCUCAAAGGACAGGAGACGCUGUCAAGCUAAUGGACACUGGAGUGGCUCUGCUCCUACUUGCAAUGAAAUCAGUUGUGGUGAACCACCAGCACCUAAUGAGAACAGCCAGAUUGCUUCAUCAGAGGGAACUUCACUUGGAGACAGAACCACUUACACAUGUUCCACUGGUUUCUUUGCCGUUGGUACUACCACAAUUUACUGUCAAAAUGAUGGGACGUAUUCCGAUGAUGCUCCGAUUUGUAAACCUGUUGAUUGUGGUGCCCCUGAUCCACCUGAUCCCAAUGGCUCAGUAGAAGUAUCCUCAACCACAUUUGGUGGCAGAGCACUCUACAAAUGUAACCCUGGCUUCACUAUUGUUGGCAAGGGAGUGUCCUUCUGUCUGGCUAAUGGUGAAUGGUCCAAUGAUGCCCCAGAAUGCAAACCUGUUAACUGUGGAGAAAUCCCCAGUCCUAAGAAUGGACGAGUUACUUUCUAUCCAGGAACCACAUUCCAAUCAACUGCUACAUUCACUUGCAGGAGAGGGUUCAGGCUAAGCGGUAGUAGGGUACGCACCUGUCAAGCUAACGGAAGCUGGUCAGGAAGACAGCCAACUUGCAUAAGGAUUAAAUGCCCAAAAGUAUCACCUCCAAGAUACGGAAAGGUGUAUGCCAGUGGAAAUUAUCCAGGAUCUUAUUUACGCUAUGACUGCAUAUACGGAUAUAGUCUCAGUGGUCCCAGCAAACGUGUGUGCCUUCCAAGUGGUCAUUGGGAUGGCAAAGAGCCCAAGUGUGUGAAGGAUGAGUAUGAAUAUGGCCACCCACAAAAAUACCAUUACGAUGACAAUGAUGGAUAUUAAACAGUGAUGAGUAUUAAAGGACAAUAAAUAUUUUGCUGUAUAUUAUUAUGAUGUAACUUGACUUAAAAUAAAAUUAUUGUUAAAUAUACAAAUUCAAUAGAUAAUUAAAGACG